This is a messenger RNA of Brienomyrus brachyistius, 3116 nucleotides long. Its product is annotated as stonustoxin subunit beta-like. The transcript has 2 exons. Gene Ontology annotation, molecular function: protein binding. The record is from RefSeq and is a predicted model, not a curated record. The coding region runs from base 2218 to 2871 and encodes 217 amino acids. Lineage: Eukaryota; Metazoa; Chordata; Actinopteri; Osteoglossiformes; Mormyridae.
UUUGCAAGUUUUAUUAAUAAUACCAUUAAUAUUAUGUUAUGGUUGUAUUCACACAGGUUUUGUGAUUAGUGUGGCUUUUUACACUGUGUGUAGCUGGAUUUCCAUGUUUGUGUUUCUGUGUCAUUUUAGACAAACAUCCAAAUGAGAGAAACAAAACAUCAAAUCAUCACCAAAAACACCAUUAAUUCAUUUAUACGUUUUAAAAAAUAUUUUUUACAAAUACUUUAUAGCUGCUCAUAUCGUCUUUGUGUUUGUGUGGGAGUGUAAGACGGUUAAAAUAUACUCUGAUAUAAGAACAUAAGAACUAUACAAACGAGAGGAGGCCAUUCGGCCCAUCAAGCUCGCUUGGGGAGAACUUAACUAAUAGCUCAGAGUUGUUAAAAUCUUAUCUAGCUCUGAUUUAAAGGAACCCAAGGAUUCAGCUUGCACUACAUUAUCAGGAAGACUAUUCCAUACUCUGACUACGCGCUGUGUAAAGAAGUGCUUCCUUAAAUCCAGCUUGAAAUGUUCUCCCGCUAAUUUCCACCUAUGGCCACGAGUUCGUGUAUUUGAACUAAUGCUGAAGUAACUAUUUGGCUGAACAGCAUCCAAACCUGUUAGAAUCUUAUAUACCUGGAUCAUGUCCCCCCUCAGUCUCCUUUGCUUGAGACUGAACAGAUUUAGCUCAAGUAACCUUUCCUCGUAUGACAUUCCUCUAAGACCAGGAAUCAUUUUUGUGGCCCUACGCUGCACCUUUUCUAAGUCCACAAUGUCCUUUUUAAGAUAUGGUGACCAAACCUGCACACAAUAUUCUAGGUGAGGUCUCACCAAGGAAUUGUAUAAUCUUAGCAUUACCUCCCUUGACUUAAACUCCACACGCCUAGAGAUAUACCCCAACAUCCUAUUGGCCUUUUAUAUUGCUUCCCCACACUGGCGAGAAUGGGACAUGGAAGCAUCAACAUACACACCAAGGUCUUUCUUAUGAUCAGCUACCUUUAUUUCAGUGACACCCAUGAAAUACCUGUACUUUAUAUUUCUGCUCCCUAGAUGGAGUACCUUACAUUUGUCUACGUUAAAUUUCAUCUGCCAGGUAUUGGCCCAGUCUCUAAUUAAAUCAAGAUCCCGCUGUAGCUGCUGAGCCGCUAAUUCAGUAUCUGCUAUACCACCCACCUUGGUGUCAUCUGCAAAUUUCACCAGUUUACUGUAUAUAUUGGUAUCUAUAUCAUUUAUUUAAAUUAGAAACAAUAGUAGUCCUAAAAUCGAACCCUGCGGUACCCCACUAUGAACGCAAGCCCACUGUGACAUUGUGCCUCUUAUAACUACUCGCUGUUUCCUAUCUGUUAACCAGUUAUCAAUCCAGGUCGCUACGGUACCUAAAAUACCUGUCGCUUUGACUUUAAGUAGGAGACUAUUGUGCGGGACAACAUCAAAAGCCUUUUGGAAUUCUAAGUAGAUGACAUCAUAGGCCUUCUUAUCAUCAACUUCCUGAGUAGCUUCCUCAAAAAACUCCAACAGAUUCGUUAAACAGGAUCUACCUCUCCUAAAUCCAUGCUGGCUAUCCCGCAAAAUGUUAUUGGAGUCCAGGUAAUCUACCAUUUUCUCUUUGAUUAUAGCCUCCAUAACUUUACCAGUUAUACAAGUUAGUUGUACAUACAUAUAGUUGUACAUCUUUAAUUUCACAGAAACGGAAUCAUUUGCAUUUGUUCUUUUUGCACAUGCCGUGAGUGUACAGUAUGUGUUUUCUGUGUGUGAUUAGUUAGUAUUGUCCUGAGACGGCACCCAUAGGCAGUGAUACCGGACUCUCUCCUCCAGUGCAAAAUGCUAAUUUGUAUUUUUUUCUCCAUGACAAAUACAGUCCUGCACAUUUUUGUGUUUCCCCUCAUUCAUCACCUGAUUCAACUCCUUGUGCUAAUUACCACACAGCUCUUGAGCUGAAUCAUUUAUGAUGGAACGGGGAAAGAACUAAGUUACGCUGGGAUUUGGGCACCAGUGCCUUAGACAGAACAAACAGGGAGCAUAUGUCGAUGUUCACUGGUCAAUCAGGUAGCGCUCCUCUCAUAAAUAUUAAUGAGCCAGCCAAUCAUGCAGGGCUUCGCUCAUGAAUAUUAAUAAGAUUUCCGGACCCACCCUGCUAAAAAAAAUUUACGCCUGCGCGAGGUGCGGGGUUCACUCCUCGCGGCAGCGGCGCCAUAUGUGAGAGUCACGUGCGUGGUAGACACGCUUCACGGAAAUAAGCCGAUGCGUGUGAAAUACAUUCAGAGCGGCUUUGCUGGGACUAAAGACCGUGUCAGACAAUCGCUGCAAAUACUGGAUCCUCAUGGAGCGCAACUCAGGCACCGGAAUCGUCUUCGGAGGCGUUUGUAUCAGAAUUCAGACUCCUGCCAGCUGACGCUGGACCCCAACACAGCAAACAGAGACCUGUCUCUGUCAGAGGGGAACAGGAAGGUGACACGGGGGGGAGAGGAGCAGCCAUAUCCUGAUCAUCCAGAGAGAUUUGAUCACUGGCCCCAAGUUCUGUGCAGAGAGAGUCUGACUGGCCGCUGUUACUGGGAGGCUGAGUGGGAUGGAGAUGGAGCUGAUAUAGGAGUCACUUAUAAAGGGAUCAGGAGGAAAGGAUGGAGUGAGUGUCUGCUUGGAAACAAUGAGAAGUCAUGGAGUCUGCGCUGUAAACCUGACAGUUACUCUGUCUGUCACAAUAAGAAACAGACUCUCUUACCUAUACGGCCCUCAGGCUCCCACAGAGUAGGAGUGUAUCUGGACUGGGGGGCUGGUGCUCUGUCCUUCUACAGAGUCUCCUCUGAUGGACUGACCCCCCUGUACAGAUUCACCUCCUCAUUCACUGAGUCCCUCUAUCCAGGGUUUCAUGUUUAUAACUCCUCAGUGUUACUGUGACGUGUUGCUGGUUCUCCUGGCAAAAAGGUCAAAUCUCUGCUUUUUAACCUUUAUAAUCCUUUUUACUCUCAAAUGUAUGUUUGACAAAAAUAAGUUUUUCUCUCUGACUAAAAUGUAACUAAAUGUAAUCCUGAUUGGGGGGGGGGGCUUUCCCCCUCCCCUGUAUAUGUACAUUUUAUAUAUUUAUGCCUAUUUACUAUAUUACUGUACAAUGACAAUAAAGGUUUUCUGUUCUGUCCUAUUAA